Puccinia triticina is the source of this 216-nucleotide messenger RNA. RefSeq lists its product as uncharacterized. The record is from RefSeq and is a predicted model, not a curated record. Bases 1 to 216 code for a protein of 71 amino acids. NCBI's taxonomy places the organism in Eukaryota, Fungi, Basidiomycota, Pucciniomycetes, Pucciniales, Pucciniaceae. The transcript is spliced from 3 exons.
AUGAACUUCAACGCUUCAGCUAUCGUGGCCCUUGCUCUUUCCAUGGGUGCUUUCCUUGCUAUUGCGAGCCCCUUACCUCACUGGGCACCAGCAGAACACGAAUGCAACGGUUUGCUCAACUGCAACAACGUGAAGGUACUCUCUGGGCAAGGCCAAUUGGGCGUUGUCGCCCCGCUUACCGCUGGGGUUCUCCCGAUCAUCGGCGUCGGAGCUUAG